CGCAUCCGAUUAGGAGCCUUACGCGCGACUUCGCGACUUGCAUUUUCCAACCAUUUCAUCCUUUUGUUUGAGACGCAGCUUUUGUACCUGCAUACUGCUACUGCGAAAGUGAUGAUGAAGGUUUUAGCAGCCGUCGCCGCUUUGACUGCGCUUACACAAGCUAAUCUCGACGUCGUAACUCUCAACGUCAAUGGUGACAACUACAUUACCGAAGCCAGCGCUACGCUUGUGUUGGGGAAAGCGCCAAACCCCCAGGGCUCUGGAGAUGCGGCACUGUGGAGUGCCAUUAUGAUGGAGAACCAGGCAAGUUUCCUACAAGGAGUCACGCAAAACUCUGCCCAGAGCUACUGGUGCACCUCCAUACUCCCUACCCAAUGGUGCAACUUUGCGUACACGUUGGUCGGUUCGCAAGCCACCGUCGGCAAACCCGCAGUCGCGUCUCCCGGCUCAAAGAUCAGGACGAGCUACAAGCUGAACUCGAGCACUAAACUAUGGGACCAGAAUGUGUAUAUUGAUGGAAACCUCGUGUCUACUGUUAACACUAGUAAGGGACAGCAUGGAAAGAUCUUCUACAUCUCACUUGAAUGUGCUUCGGGUACCUGCGCUGCCGUUGGAGCUCACAGCUGGGAGAAUGUCACUAUCAUACUGGAUAAGGCAGAUCUGAAAUUCAAGCACUCCGGUAGCUGGCAAUAUGGUGCGAUCGGUGGUGAGAUGACCACGCCUGACAACGGCAAGACCUGGAAGCUCAGCACUCUAUCGAUCCCACAGACUAUUCCCCAAUAGAGAACGAUACAUGUUCUUGUUCAAAGUGGCCAAGACGUCCUACACUAGACGUCUAUCCUAGGGCGGCAUCGACACCCAGCCCUAGGUUUCGAAAGAACCCUAUAUGUAUCAGAACUAC
Paraphaeosphaeria sporulosa is the source of this 901-nucleotide messenger RNA. RefSeq lists its product as uncharacterized. The transcript has 3 exons. The record is from RefSeq and is a predicted model, not a curated record. Lineage: Eukaryota; Fungi; Ascomycota; Dothideomycetes; Pleosporales; Didymosphaeriaceae. Bases 112 to 783 code for a protein of 223 amino acids.